AUCUAAAACGACAAGUUCCUUACAAAUUUCCCCACCUAUAAAUCCAUCUGCCUCCAAAUGUUUGUUACCAUUGCAAUCACUGAGUCCCAGAGAAAAGAUGGGGAAGCAGUGAGUGAGAGAAGGAAAAGAAUGGAAGUAACCGUUAGUGUUUCUGAGGACCCAACACCAAGCUUCACCGAGCUAAGUGUUUCUUCCCUACCUUACCUAUAUUGCUGCUUGUCUCUAGCGUUUUUGCUAAUGGUAGUGGCAUCGGCGUUGCUGAUCUUCUCCUUCAGAAAACAGUCUUCAUCAACCUCAGAAAAUCCGCAAAUAUCAUUGCCAGUGAUUUUGGAGAUCGAUGCAGAAAAACCAAAGAUUGUCGUGAUCAUGGCCGGAAAUGACAAGCCUACUCACUUGGUAAUACCAGUCGCCCCAAACAGUACCAUCCGUCAACCUGUUGCAGCGAGAAUCUCCAAUGAAUGUGCAAUAAAAAGAUUUAAGUUGCAUUUCCUCUUUUGCGCCAGUGGUGCCACCGCAGCUCAAAAACGCUGCCGUUGAAAUGCACCCCGAUUAGUGGUAGAAUAUUGUUAAAGAAUAAAAUACUAAUUUUUAA
Rubroshorea leprosula is the source of this 592-nucleotide messenger RNA. The record is from the annotation of a GenBank genome assembly. NCBI's taxonomy places the organism in Eukaryota, Viridiplantae, Streptophyta, Magnoliopsida, Malvales, Dipterocarpaceae.